ACACCUUUCCUUUCCUUUAAAUAUCUUUUUUUUAUUUUAUUUUUAUUAUUAUUUUCUAUUCUCUCUUUUUAUAUAUAUAUAUUUCAUGUUGACUAAUUUAUUCGUAAUAGGUGCUAUUGCCUUGACUACCAUCAAUGGUCAAACUACCAGUUUCACUUUUAAGGAAACUUAUCCUGAAGCUGGUGUUGUUCCUACUGCUAAACCUGAAUGGCUUAAUCUUCUUAAAAAUGCUACUAUUACAAAUGCUCCUGUUUAUAAAGUUAGUCCUGGUCAAGGUCCUCAACCUCAAACUCAAGGUGAUCCUUAUUGUGAUUGGACUUUUACUGGAUGUUUUGGAAAAGAAGAUUUGUAUCAAUGUCCUAAAGGUCAAUGGGCUCCUACUUACGAUGAUGGUCCUUCUGAAUUUAGUGCUAAAUUAUAUGAUGAAUUGGAUAAAACCAAUACCAAAGCUACUUUCUUUAUGGUAGGUGGUCAAGUCCACAAGUUCCCUGAAUUGGUUCAACGUGCUUAUAAAUCUGGUCAUGAAAUCGCUAUGCAUACUUGGUCCCAUAGUUAUAUGACUUCUUUGACAAAUGAACAAAUUGUUGCUGAAUUGAAAUGGAAUGAACAAGUCAUCAAGGAAGUCACUGGUGUUAGUCCAAGAUUCUUUAGACCUCCCUAUGGUGAUAUCGAUAAUCGUGUUCGUGAUGUUGCAAAGGCUCUCGGUUUCUCCGCUGUGAUUUGGACUCAUGACACCAAUGAUUGGGCUUUGACUGAAAAUCCCAACUUCAAGGCUUCUUGGAUCGAUGGUAACGUUACAAAAUGGGCAUCUGAAGCUGCCAGUUCUCCUAAUGGUGGUGUAUCUUUGGAACAUGAUUUAUAUAAUGUUACUGUUGAUGCUGCUGUUCGUGUUUUGCCUACCUUUUUGAAAACCUGGAAAGUGACCACUGUCGGUGCUUGCAAUCAACAAAUUUCCUAUAAAGAAGGUGCUGGUACUAGUGUUUCUGCUACUAAUGCCACUACUUCUGCUGCUCCUUCUUCUUCGGCUUCUUCCAAACCCAAUACUCCCUCCAACAGUGUUGCUAGUCCAUCUGGUGUUGAAAGUGCUCAAUCUCAAACAAGCAAGAGUGGUGCCGUAGCCAUCAAUGCUAGUAUCUUUGGUCUUGGUCUUGCCUCCAUCGUUGCCACUGCUUUAGCUCUCUGAUCAUUCCUUGACCCUAUUUUAUUAUGUUCCCACUUUUAUUAUAUUACUAUAUUGUCUUUUGGUUAGCGAUGGUUUAGUUAUGUACUCUAUAAUCUUAUGAACCCUUUCUUUUUGUUUCCAACAAUAAAAAAUCUCAAAUUAUAUCUGAUAGAAUUUAC
Messenger RNA from Halteromyces radiatus, 1341 nucleotides. RefSeq lists its product as uncharacterized. NCBI's taxonomy places the organism in Eukaryota, Fungi, Mucoromycota, Mucoromycetes, Mucorales, Cunninghamellaceae. The coding region runs from base 86 to 1183 and encodes 365 amino acids. Gene Ontology annotation, molecular function: chitin deacetylase activity. Gene Ontology annotation, cellular component: membrane. The transcript is spliced from 6 exons. The record is from RefSeq and is a predicted model, not a curated record. Gene Ontology annotation, biological process: carbohydrate metabolic process.